AUGGUGGCUGAACUGGGGCGGUAUAAGCAAGCCCACACCAGCCCGCCAUCUCUCACUUUCUACAGUGAGAAGAGAAGACAGUUCAGCCUGGUCAGGAAUAACCCUCGAGACAUUGUAGAGAAAGUUGCGACUGACAUCGAGAGACUGCUGGCUAAGAAACGCAAAGCGCUUGAGAAACUUGCGAGUGAAGCAGAGCGUCUUCAGAAAGAUCAUCGUUGGCAGGAUGGAAUCAAGGAGGAAAAUAUUGAAUAUUAUAACUCUAAAGCAGAGAUGGACUAUGACGGUGAGGACAUUGAUUCCCAGAUGUCAUUGAAACUGGAGUUUGUGUACGAUCCGAACUUCAAAAACCAUGUGAAUUACUCACACACCGCCGUCCAGAUCCCCACAGACAUCUACAAAGGCGCUCCGGUGAUUCUGAAUGAGCUGAACUGGACGCAAGCGUUAGAGCGAGUCUUUAUAGAGAACAGUAGAGACGAUCCGUCGUUGCUCUGGCAAGCGUUUGGUAGCGCCACCGGUGUCACGAGAUACUACCCAGCUGCUCCCUGGAGAGCACCGGAUAAGAUUGACCUUUAUGAUGUACGACGGAGACCCUGGUACAUUCAAGGAGCAUCAUCGCCCAAAGAUAUGGUCAUCCUUGUUGACGUGAGCGGAAGUGUCAGUGGACUCACUCUCAAACUGAUCAAAGCUUCAGUAACGGAGAUGCUCGACACGCUCUCCGACGAUGAUUACGUCAACGUGGCCAGGUUCAAUGAGAAGGCCGAGGCAGUGGUGCCCUGUUUUAAGCACCUGGUUCAAGCGAAUGUCCGUAAUAAGAAGAUCUUUAAAGAAGCUGUGCAGCAGAUGCAAGCCAAAGGAACCACCGAUUACAAAUCCGGCUUUCACUUUGCCUUCAACCAGCUGCUUAAUAAGACAAAUGUUCCUCGAGCCAACUGUAAUAAAAUCAUCAUGUUAUUUACUGACGGAGGGGAGGACAGAGCUCAGGACAUCUUUGAGCAGUACAACUGGCCCAAUAAGACGGUCCGCGUGUUCACGUUCUCGGUGGGGCAGCACAAUUAUGAUGUCACUCCACUGCAGUGGAUCGCAUGUGCUAAUAAGGGAUACUAUUUUGAGAUCCGCUCCAUCUGUGCUAUAAGGAUUAACACCCAGGAAUAUCUGGACGUGUUGGGCCGCCCCAUGGUUCUGGCAGGAAGAAGUGCCAAGCAGGUGCAAUGGACCAACGUCUAUCAGGACGCACUGGGUUUGGGGCUGGUGGUGACAGGGACGAUGCCGGUGUUCAACCUCACUGUGGACGGAAACUCUCAGAAUCAGCUGAUUUUAGGAGUGAUGGGGGUUGACGUUCAUCUGGAUGAGCUGAAGAGACUCACACCACAAUACAAGCUGGGAGCAAACGGAUACAUCUUUGCCAUUGACCCUAAUGGAUACGUGCUGAUGCAUCCGAACCUUCAGCCUCGAGAGGAGGAUUUGCCAGAGCCUGUGACGCUGGACUUCCUGGAUGCAGAAGUAGAAGACAGCAGCAAACAGGAGAUUCGCCGGCAAAUGAUUGACGGCCGAUCGGGAGAGAUGACGAUCAAAACACUAAUUAAAUCGAUGGACGAGCGCUACAUUGACGACGUCACACGUAUGUACACCUGGACGCCCAUUAACGACACUGAUUACAGUCUGGGACUGGUACUUCCUCCGUACAGUGAAUAUUACAUCCAGGCUGAUCUGAGCGAUGUUAUGCUACAGCUGCAGUAUUUACAGUCUCUUUUGCCGAACUCAUUUGAGUCGGCUGGUCAUGUGUUUCUAGCUCCCAGAGAAUACUGCAAGCGUCUGCAGAUGGCUGAGAAUAACACACAGUUCCUGGCGGACUUCCUGUCUCUGAUGGUGGAGAUCUCACCUGAAUCUGAAGACUGUGAUCAGGGUCUCAUUCAUAACCUGAUUUUGGAUUCUGGGAUCCUCUGGCAGCUUGCCUCGCGCGUUUGGCAGAACAAAGAUCUUAACACGUACGGCUUCCUGGCCCUGUUCGCGUCCACCAAUGGAGGCGUCACGCGCGUUUACCCCAACAUAGCUGCUGAAUCAUGGGAUGAAGACCCUGAACCUCUAAACUCAAACUUCUACCGUCGCACUCUGGACAACAAAGGCUACAUCUUUCGAGCACCAACACGAACCUCUAUGGAUGAUCUGUUAAUCACAGAGAACGGCACUGUGGGAAUUUUGGUCACCACCGCCGUGGAGGUUGUGAUCAGUGGCAAAACAAUGAGGCCUGCAGUGGUCGGCGUUAAGCUGGAUUUGGAGGCCUGGGUUGACAAGUUCAAGAUCCUCGCUAGCAACGUAUCAGACAGCAGACAGGCUGCACAUAAGUGCGGCCCUUCCAGAUCCUGUGAGAUGGACUGUGAAGUGAACAGCGAUGAUUUGCUCUGUUACCUGAUCGAUGACGGAGGUUUUCUGGUGAUGUCCAAUCAGAGAGAUCACUGGAAAAAGGUGGGUUUGUUCUUCGGCGAGGUUGACCCCUACCUGAUGUUCGCACUCUACAACAACUCGAUCUACGCCCGUCAUCAGACUUUCCAGUAUCAGUCAGCCUGUGAGCCGACAGCCAGCAGCCACACGGGAGCCGGACACAGAGGAUUCUACGUGCCAUCCAUUGCUGAUUUUCUCAGCCUGGCCUGGUGGACGUCAGCAGCGGCGUGGUCUAUUCUGCAACAGUUCCUUUAUGGACUUAUCUACAGCAGCUGGUUCACAACAGAAGACGUCUGGGCUGAGAGUUCAGACACUAAAGGGAGCAGCAGCUGUGUGACGGUUCACAGUCAGUUCUACUUCACCAACACCACCAAUUCCUUCAACGUGCUGCAGGAUUGUGGGAACUGCUCCAGGUUGUUCCACGCCAAGCGUAUAGAAAACACGAAUCUGUUGUUUGUGGUGGCGGAGACGCUGCCCUGCAGCUCUUGUGAGAUCGAGAAACUCCUACCUGUCAGAACAAAGUCUCAAGAAGAAAACCCGUGUGAGGUGUUAAACUCUGCACGCUAUCGGAAAGGACCUGACAAAUGCUUUGACUAUAACUCAGAGGAGAACACAUCGGAGUGUGGCAGCGCUCACUCUUUACACUGUCCGAUGCAAGUUCUGGUCUGGAUUCAGUUAUUGUGGCUUUACCUCAUUCUACGAUUGUAAUCUGAGUCCCACUGCCUUCGGUGUUCCUGUCCCUCAUCCGUACGCCGCUCCGGUCCCCUCCCAACAUUCUCCUGGUUUUCCAGCUCUCUGUCUCAUCGUCAGGUGCAUUCCAGCUGUGUGCCGUUACAGCAGAGCAUGAUGGGAAAACGUGUCUUAGUACCCCCGACAUUGUGCAGAUCCAAAAAAACAACUGUUUAAAAUCAUUUCACCUUUAUAUUUGGAAAACGUACAAAAAAAAAACAAUCUUUCUGCUGCCGUGAAGUAUUUUUGCUUGCCAAAUACAGGAAUGGACCUGGUUUGUUUCAAAACAAUGAAACAUGACACGAGUUUUGACGGUUAUUAUCACAAUCUCGCAUUGUGUGUUUAUUUGAGUCUUGCUUCGUUCUCGAUUUAGUGCCAAACCCUGACGUCCGUGGAUGCUCAAACGCUGGGGACGCGCAGCUUUCGUUGAAAUAUUGGUUUUUGAAGCUUCCUUGUCAAGAGAGAAUGCUGUAUUAUCGCAAACUGCUUCGUUAAGAAAAAAAAGAAGAUGAUUUAGAUUUCGUUUCGUGUUCAUUUGGAGCUUUUGUCGAAUGUUUUAAGGACAUAUAUUGUGUCUACAAACUGCUGCCUGGUUUGUUACCCAACAGUGCCUUGGCGCACUUGUCCGAAAGGACCAACAAUAGCACUGGACGUGGAUUCGACUGACCCUGAAUGAAUGCUGGAGAAAGACACGGUAUUGAAUGUUUACAGUAUAAGGGUGAAUGUCAUGAAACCUGGCAAAACUUCAUAUUUCACCCCAAAAUCAAAAGAUAUGAAUAGGAAAUGGCACAUGAAGAAAAUCAAGCACAUUUUUAGGAUCAUUAGGAUUUUAAAAGCACAUUUUUCCCUCCAAAAUUUCAUUACCGUAAUGUGAAAAAAACAACACUUUUUCCUAUUGCCGUAAUGUGGGGAUAAACAUAUUUUUACAGUAGCAUUUGUUAUACUGCCUUAAUUUAUGAUUAUUCAAGUAGUAAAAAAAACUAGUGCUGUCAAAUCGAUUAAUCACGAUUAAUCGCAUCCAAAAUAAAGUUUGUGUUUACAUAACGUGUGUGUGCGCUGUGUAUAUUUACAUAAAUAUAUGUGUAUAUAAGUAUACACAGCACACACGUAUAUUAUGUAAACACAAACUCUUAUUUUAGAUGUGAUUAAUCACGAUUAAUUGCGAUUAAUUGUGAUUAAUCGAUUUGACGGCACUAAAAAACAUUCAAAUAAUGUCACAAUGCAAAAAAUAUUCCUACAAAUACCCUUUUCAUGAGUUUUGGGGUGUUUUUCUGUUGAUUUUGGGGUGUUUCUUGUGAGACUCGCCCGUGCUCGUCUUUUAGCGUUCCGUAUGGGUUUAUUAUACAUAUUCUACUGAUUCUGUCUUUAGAAAGUCACUCAAAUGGUUUUAACUUUUUUCUGAUGUAAAUAUGGUUAUUCCACACUGGCUUGAUCGAAUCCAGUGUGUUUUAAUGAAAUGGAAUGCAAGCUGAUGUCUCGAUGUCCCGCUGCAUGCUGGGAAAAAAAUGAUAACUGCUAUUAAACUUCAUGAUUUUAGGACAUUUAGUGGAAGGACUGUCGACCCUUAGAGCCGGACCGACUUUAUCUUCUUAACGAGUCCGUGGAUGUUAUCCAAGGGUCGGUGUGUAUUUAUUUUGAUUUAAUUUAAAAGAUACGGUGUGUAUAUUGCUUGCGAAAUGUAUCAAGUGUGAACGCUUUCAUGCUUUUAUUGAAAUGUUUUGGAUUUUAUCGCAGAUGUUUUGUUGCUUUUCAGUGAUUAUAUAUAACAUUUUAAAGGUCCACUUAGACAAAAAAAAAUUAGUUGGUGGUAUUUCAUCUUUUAAUGUGGCCACACUUCCAAAACAACUGUACUUCCAAAUGAAUGGGUGGAGAUUCUUCUGGAUUGAACUGAAAGGGUUUCGCUUGACGUAUUUUGUAUCGUAAUGGCUUGAGCAAUACUUUGAAUUAUGUCAACUACGCUGAAAUGCAAGUGAGCGCUACUGAAUUAGUGUAAAGAGAGCAUGAAAUCAGUAUUGAGCCGCUUUCUUUGGAUGACUUUGAUUCAGGCUUGUCUUUGAAUAUCGGCUUAAUGUUCGUAUGUGAGCUUAUGAGCGUUCUAACAGUAUUAUUUCAUGCCAAUAAGAGUAUUUAUACUAUUGUCUUUAUGUAAAAAUUUCUCUGUGUUACAAUGAAUUUAAUGAUGUGAAUAGGAAUGUUUUAAUUCUUUUUUUUGUUUGUUUUUUGUUUUUUUAAUUUUGUUCUGCAGAUGUUUGUUAACUAUGUGAAAGGGUUUUUCCUCCCUUUCUGCGGUCUUCCAUAUCACUUCAUUUUGUACAGAUGGCACAAAUCUAUCAAGAAAGGCUAACUUUGUAUCAUAUUGUGUCAUUCACUUCUGGGAGAUGUUUAUAAGAGAAUUGGUGAGAUAAAGACAUUCAUAUUUUUCACGUCAA
Labeo rohita (rohu) is the source of this 5597-nucleotide messenger RNA. RefSeq names its product calcium channel, voltage-dependent, alpha 2/delta subunit 2b (gene cacna2d2b). The transcript has 37 exons. Gene Ontology annotation, cellular component: voltage-gated calcium channel complex. The record is from RefSeq and is a predicted model, not a curated record. Bases 1 to 3147 code for a protein of 1048 amino acids. Lineage: Eukaryota; Metazoa; Chordata; Actinopteri; Cypriniformes; Cyprinidae. Gene Ontology annotation, molecular function: voltage-gated calcium channel activity.